This is a messenger RNA of Chiloscyllium plagiosum (whitespotted bambooshark), 1819 nucleotides long. RefSeq names its product lipoyltransferase 1 (gene lipt1). Gene Ontology annotation, cellular component: mitochondrion; cytoplasm. Gene Ontology annotation, biological process: protein lipoylation. Lineage: Eukaryota; Metazoa; Chordata; Chondrichthyes; Orectolobiformes; Hemiscylliidae. The record is from RefSeq and is a predicted model, not a curated record. Gene Ontology annotation, molecular function: lipoyltransferase activity.
GCAGUGCAGUGACCGACACAGCCUGAGCAUUUUGGGCCGAGGGAGGGCGUUUUAAGGUCAGCAACAGAGUUAAGUUUAAAAGGGGGCAUCGGCGGCGGGAUGCCCUUGCUGAAUGUUGGAUUCCGGGCAGCAUGGAGAACUCUCUCUCCUGCUUGCUACACCACCCUGGCCGCUUUGGCUGAGUCCCGGGGCGACAGCGCUCUGCUUCUGAAAUCCACGUCCACAGAUAUUUACGAGAACCUGGCGCUGGAGGACUGGUUACACGAGUACGUGCAGUCCCGGGAAAGGCAUGUGCUGCUGCUCUGGAGGAAUUGCCCCACAGUGGUCAUCGGUCGCCACCAGAACCCCUGGCAGGAAUGUAAUCUCAAACUCAUGAGAGACCAAGGCAUUCAACUGAGCCGGAGGAGGAGCGGGGGAGGAACCGUCUAUCACGACCUGGGAAACAUCAACCUGACCUUCUUCACCUCCAAGAAGAAGUACGAUAGGCGCGGCAACUUGGAAUUGGUUAUCUCUGCUCUGAAGAGGAUUCGACCCCAGCUGAAUGUGUUAGCCACGGACAGGUACGACCUGCUGCUCAACGGAGUCUUCAAAAUCUCGGGCACUGCCUCGAAGAUUGGAAGGACAUCUGCUUACCACCAUUGCACCUUGCUGUGCAACUCUAACAGGCAUCUUUUGUCCUCUGUUCUCCAUUCUCCACACCAAGGUCUAAAAACCAACGCCACCCCCAGUAUACCUGCCACUGUGAAAAAUCUGUGUGAUGAGGAUCCCACUCUUACUUGUGAUCUAUUGAUGGAUGCCAUUGCAAUGGAGUACGCAAGGCGGCAUAGCUGUCAAAGCAAAAUUGUGCUUGUGGACCCUAAAGACAAUUUGUUGCUACCAGGGAUUGCCAAAUUUACCCAGGAGCUUAAAAGCUGGGAUUGGAUCUAUGGAAGAACGCCAAAGUUCAGUAUCAGCCAUUAUUUCUCUGUGGACCAUAAUUUACCUGGGGCAGAAGUUGAAUUGAACAUGAGCAUUACUCAUGGCAGAAUUGAAAGCUGCAAUAUUAAAUUGUUUUCUGAUUGGCUACCAUCCAUGAUGUGUAACCAAUUAGCUUCAGACCUCAUUGGCAACAAGUUUUGCCCAACUGAAACAUUGAUUUUGGCGAGUGCUUAUUUAAGGGUUUGUUCCCAAGACAAUGAGCUGUCUACCAAAUGGAAUGCACUAUGUGAACAAGUUAUGGCAAUUAUGUAAUUUUUGCUCUUUUUUUAAUAUCAGCUCCCCACAUGCAAACUUGAAUUUAGCAUUCUAAACCUACCAGGUGGUAACUCUGUCAAGCAAAAAUAUCUGUUUCUGAUUUAUGCAACUUUUAUCAAAGAUGACAUUUACAAAAACACGUUUUUUCUUGUAAUCUAUGGUGCUAAGAUAGUAAAGAAUGCACAAAAAAGGUUCAGGCAAUAUGAAAUUAUUUUAUUUAAGAAAUAUUGAAAUAAAAUGGUCUGUGGUGAUGGACUUGUCAAAAAAUCUAUUGAUCGGAAUAUACAGAUAUAUAAAUUGAUAUUCAUCAAUUUAUAGUUCCACAUUUGUGAAUAAAAUACUAACAAUACAGUCUGCAAAAUGUAAUUUAUUUUUGUUGGAGCUGAAAUCCUUAAUAGUUGGAAGGUAGAUUGUUGUGGUUCAAGAAUGGAGCUCACUGCCACUUUCUAGAGAAGACUUAGGGAUGGCUAAUAAAUGCCAGUGACAUCUAUAUACCAUGAACAGAUUUAAUGGGGAAGUGUGCUAGUAGACUAACUGGAUUAUUAAUCCAGAGACCCAGACUAAUGUUCUGAAGACAUGACUACAA